UCCUCAGAGCUAAAGGUAAUGGCCCUCUCUCUUUUACACACACAUAUGUACAAAAUCACACAACACAUUUACAAAUAGAAAUCCUCAUAGUCAUGCUGAUGUCAACUUCACAUGAGGUUCAGGUGUGAGAGAAGAGUCAGGGAUGAAGAUCAAGCUGAAGACAAGUCACAACAGUGUGUGCUUGAGGCUUGAGAGCGGCUGGAAACACGGACGAUUUUCCUAAGAAGGGAGAAAGAGAGAGAGGAAUGAGGGGAGGAAGGAGAGACGCCAUUUAGUGCUACCUGCUCUUUGCCAGGGAAGAGGGCAAAACAGGACACAAAGUGUGAACUUCACGGUUGUUGCUGUUGCCAUGGCGAGGCCCGGGCGCCCUGCAUCUGAGAGCUACCAGCCAGUCUGUUGUUCAGUCAGUCAGUCGGCCUCUUACUCCAGCGAAGCUAGAACUGUGGGGGCGGAGGAUAGGGAUGAUCAUGCGCCCAUUUUCUCCCUAUCUAAGAGCUCCAUGGAUGUGGUCAUGGCGACAGGGCCGCCGCACAAGCGGGACCCGGCCUGGACCAGAUUGGACCUGAGACGCAGCUCCAGCACCAACACACACGCUGAGCAGAACUCAGUGACGCUGCAGCAGCUGCACCCUCGCAUGUGGCAGCACAUCAACUCCACCACCAGCAACCAGUUGUCACUCGCAGGCCAACACGUAGACGUGCACAGCCCUCCUGCCCUCAGCGAGCGCUGGAUCACCAACAUGCAUCGCUGGAGCGAGUGUAGUGGCAGCACACACAGCCGUAGCAGCACUCCAGAUACAGUUGUAUGGAAAGGUUGGACCUCACGCCCCUCGAGUCUAACCCAGGAAACCCUGUGCUCUCCCCUGUCCAAACCAACCUCUCCACCAACCACCCCCUCUCCCUGCAUCCCCCCCCUGCAGACACCAACUUUACCACACGAAGAUCUUUUAACUUCUUCUUCAACACUGAGCACAUAUCAGCAGGAAGAGUCACCUGCUUCCUCACCCACACCCACACCCACACCCUCUCCACUGCGAUCACCUCUGCAGGCUCACACCUCCUCACUGUUGCCAUCCAACUCCUCCGAUCUCUUCCAACCCACCAGCACGGAGGAUGAUCGCUUCCUGGAAAAGAACUCGCUUUUUUUUACAUUCCCAUCCCCGCUCCCAUCGUCUGUUAGCUUAGCAGAGGAAGGUGUGUCAUCAGAUCCUGGCUGCCUUGUCAAUGACGUGAAAGAAGAGCUGCACAGUCCUGGAGGCCAACAAUUAUCAGAGGGUGGAGGAGUGAGAAGCCCAGUGCAAAUGUUAAGCUACCUGGCGCCUAAUUCUCCAGCAGAUGGACAAAGUGGAGCCUCCGUUCGCCAUCUUGAGUUGCCAUGGCAGCCGGGGCAAAGCUGUCCGACAGGCAGGGGCUGGAGGUCACCCCUGGUUUCUUCCUUGAGCGACUCGCUUUUGGGCUGCAGGUGCCACUUGAAAACCAGAGAGGGCCACACAAAGGCUCAGUUGUUCAGGGAGGAAGGUACAAUGACCUCACAGCUGAAGCAGGUAGACGCAGCGGUGCAGACGAUCUCACCCAUUGGCUCCCUGUGGGGCCUCAGGACGAACAACUCCAACAUGGGCUCCAACAUGGGCUCCCACUCGGUCUUGGGCUCGCCGCCUGGAUCAAGGCUGAACCUGAAGUCCUCAGUGGGGUCCAACUCCAAUCUGGUGUCCCCAUCCUCCAGCAUGUUCCCAGUGAGCAGCGGAGAGGAGGAAGUGGAGGAGGAGGAGGAGGAGGAGGAGAGGCGAGGAGACAACCCAACAUUGGACAUUAACUCAUCCUCCUCGCAUGAUCUGGAGAGGAGGAGGUCGUGUCUGAAGAACCAGGGGGAGGAGAGGGACGCUAUGGGGAGGAGGGGCAGCAUGAAGCAGGUGCAGUGGGACGAGAACGGGAUGACGUGGGAUGUUCACGGAGCAUCUGUGGACCCGGAGGUGCUGAGCACAGCCAUUCAGAAACAUCUGGAGCUCCAGAACAGCCCCCGGGCUCCGAGACGUACCUCCAACAAGAAGAAAGCACCAAAGCCUCCUCUUAUAUCGAACGUGGUAAAGGCCAUGACCCUAGAAGUUCAUCCGCCUGUGAUGAUAAUAACCUCGACUUGUACGGUGGAGGGCGAGAGUGAGGGGCCACCAGAAGCAGACGGAGGGAGGAGGGAGGUGGAGGAGGAAGGAGAAGAAGGAGGCAAAAAGGAGGAAAUGAUAGAAGCUGCUCGUAAAGUAAGCAGAGCAGAGGGAGCUAAUUCAAAAGAAGAGGAUGAGGUGUACGGAGAGGAAGGCACCAGCCAUCCUAAGUCACCCUUGCAUGGGAGUGGACAUGGGAGCCGCAAGAGGAGUGUGAUCAGGUCACUGAGAAGGCCUGGGUGGUGUGGAGGCUCCAGAAAGGCAGACGACUGAUCCUGGAGACCACAUGGGCUAUUGAUUAUCCAUAGCUCAAUUUGCACAAAGCACCACUAAUAAACUCAUUGACUUUAGGAGCAUUUUCUCAUUUUCAUGUGGUUUUAUCCUGCUGUUUCUUUUCGUCAUUUAGUAAAAUGUGGAGAUGCAAUGUUAGAAAAUGUGUCCCUUCCACUGGAUCGCUUAAUUUCCUCUGAAGGGACAUGCUCCAUACAGGUUUCCCUAACUUGUUGGUUGUUAGGGCUAUCUAUCUUUUUAUUUACAGUUAAUAUUCUCCUAUAUUCUUCUAUUUCUGUCAAGACUAUAUACAUAUUUGAUUGUUUAUUUUUUACGUCAUUUUAAACAGCAACAACACACCUACAUUCUUGCAGUUUAAUGAUGGAUAGAUGCAGUUCUAGCGAGGUUUUCAGGAAAGUCAAGGGUUACCUAUAAAUCAUUAAAUCAACUACCAGGUAAUGAAUUUGUUCAUGUAGAUGUUCAAUAAAACCAAAUUUUGUCUUUGUA
This is a messenger RNA of Perca fluviatilis (European perch), 2932 nucleotides long. RefSeq lists its product as uncharacterized. The transcript has 2 exons. The record is from RefSeq and is a predicted model, not a curated record. Bases 350 to 2428 code for a protein of 692 amino acids. Lineage: Eukaryota; Metazoa; Chordata; Actinopteri; Perciformes; Percidae.